Spirodela intermedia is the source of this 740-nucleotide messenger RNA. The record is from the annotation of a GenBank genome assembly. Lineage: Eukaryota; Viridiplantae; Streptophyta; Magnoliopsida; Alismatales; Araceae.
AUGAACUGUGAGCCGCCUCCGGCGGAGGCGGAGGAGGAGAUUGCCGGCGGCGCUUCCCCACAGAGCAUCGUCUCGAGCGUCGUCAUCGGCGACAACAGGAAGAGCGAGAACGGGACGGACUCCCCGGGGGAGGGGAUCAUCAGCGACGAGGAGGACGGCAAUGAAGGUACCAAGAAGAAGCUCCGGCUCUCCAAGGAGCAGUCGGCCGUCCUCGAGGAGACAUUUAGGGUUCAUCAAGCACUCAGCCCAGUAAGUUGCUCCCCGAAAGCAGGAAGCGCUUCAAGUGGCCUUCUUCCGUUUUCAUCUAAUUCGUCUGGGUUUUUUCGGGGAGCAGAUGCAUAAGGCGGCCCUGGCAAAGCGACUCAGCCUGCGACCGCGGCAGGUGGAGGUCUGGUUCCAAAACCGGCGAGCGAGGUUCGUAAACGAAGGAAUCCAUAUCGUAAACUUUUAACUCUGGAGGAGAGACCCUUAACCCUCUCUCUCUCUCUCUUAGGACCAAGCUGAAGCAGACUGAGUUGGCAUGCGAUUUCCUGAAGAGGCGCUGCGAGAAGCUGACGGAGGAGAACCAGCGGCUGCUCAGGGAGGUGCAGCAGCUCCGAUUGUUCAUGUCCUCUCCAACGCAGCUCUACAUGGGUAUGGCGGCGCCGCCCACCACCCUCACCGUAUGCCUCUCCUGUCAACGUGACUCCGCCGCUGUUCCCUUCCCAUCGCUGCCAGCGGACAGCAGGCGUCACUACUGA